CUUUCUUUAAUUUUUUUUUUUUUUUGCAAGGAUCCCAAGAGCUAAGGUGGCUGCAGAGGGGAGAGCGGCGCGAGCCAAGUGGGGGGAGGGUGGAGGAAACCCGGGAGAAGGCUUUCUCCAGCCCCCAAAGUUUUGAUGAUGACCAUGACUACGAUGGCUGACGGCUUGGAAGGCCAGGACUCGUCCAAAUCCGCCUUCAUGGAGUUCGGGCAACAGCAGCAACAGCAGCAGCAGCAGCAACAGCAGCCGCCGCCGCCGCCGCCGCCGCCGCCGUAGCCGCACUCGCAGAAGAGCUCCCCGGCAAUGGAAGGGCAUUACCUUCGGCAUUGGUUGCACUCGGCGGCGGCGGCGGCGGCGGCGGCCGGUUCGCACCACCACCACCACCAGCACCACCACCACGGCUCGCCCUACGCGUCGGGCGGCGGCAACUCCUACAACCACCGCUCGCUCGCCGCCUACCCCUACAUGAGCCACUCGCAGCACAGCCCUUACCUCCAGUCCUACCACAACAGCAGCGCGGCCGCCCAGACGCGAGGGGACGACACAGAUCAACAAAAAACCACAGUGAUUGAAAACGGGGAAAUCAGGUUCAAUGGAAAAGGGAAAAAGAUUCGGAAGCCUCGGACCAUUUACUCCAGCCUGCAGCUCCAGGCUUUAAACCAUCGCUUUCAGCAGACUCAGUACCUGGCCCUUCCCGAGAGAGCUGAACUGGCAGCUUCCUUAGGACUGACACAAACACAGGUGAAGAUCUGGUUUCAGAACAAACGCUCUAAGUUUAAGAAACUGCUGAAGCAGGGCAGUAACCCGCACGAGAGCGACCCUCUCCCGGGCUCAGCAGCCCUGUCGCCGCGCUCGCCGGCGCUGCCCCCGGUGUGGGACGUUUCGGCCUCGGCCAAGGGCGUCAGUAUGCCCCCCAACAGCUACAUGCCCGGCUAUUCGCACUGGUACUCCUCACCACACCAGGACACGAUGCAGAGACCGCAGAUGAUGUGAGUUGUCCGAGGGAAAUCGAUACCCCUAGGGGGAAACGUCUGAACCAGGCAAGGAGGAUCCGGGACCUGCUUGCAGCUGCCACACCGAGCCGAGCCCACGGAGCAGGCUCAGGAGAACUCACGUCUGACCAGACCGUCUGCGCACUCGCGCUCUCUCCCGCUCCCUCCGUCUCUGUUUCUCUCUCACACGCCUCCCUUUCUUUUCCUCCCUCCUCCCUUCUUUCCUUCCUUCCCACCUUUCUUUUCCUUUUUCCUUUUCUUUCCUCGUCUCGUCUGCCUUUUCCCUGGAGCAGCCUCAGUAAUUGAUCUUGCAUCUUAGGGACAGAGAGAGGGAGGGAGAGAGAGGGAGAGGCUGGUUACUAUGCCAGCGCUCCUGAACCCCCUCACUGUCACUGUAAGUAUAUUUUCCCUUACCCCUUGGGAUCCAGGCCCUGAGCCUCUUCUUCUCUUUGGGAGUAUCUAUCAAAACAACUUUUUUUACAGACAUCCCCCCCCACCACCACCAGAAGAAUCUGCGCAAACAUGGCAGCGUUUUUACUUGUUUAAUGAACUUAAGGCGUUACAUGAUGAAACAGAAGCAUUUCAGACUCCUACGUUUUUAUUUACCAAUCCCAGACUGACAAAAAUAAAUGAAUAAAUAAUAAGAAGAAAAAUAAAAGAAAAGCCCUCACAUAACAGCCAUUCUCUAAAGGAAAAGGAAAAAUCAGCUGAGAUUAGAACAUUGCCACAAAGGGAGCGCUGCAUGUUUUAUCAAAAUGCAAUGAACAAGAAUGAUGAUUUCUAAACAAAACAAAACCACUCUUUUCCCUACCCCCAAACCCUGAACCGGAAUCAGGAAAGACAGAGGAAACAACCAAAAUCAUGGUUCUAUUGCUUUGAUACUUUUACUAGGUGAAUUGGUGGCAUUCACUAAGCUAAUAGGGACGUUUAUAUCAAGAAACAUUUCUGUAUAUAUUGUUGAAUUUUAGUUGUACAUAUACUUUGUAUGUUUUUGUCUUCUUUCAUAUAUGGAGUAAAAGCCACAAAACGCUGGGAGUGUCCUGUA
Molecule: messenger RNA, 2037 nt
Organism: Myotis lucifugus (little brown bat)
Lineage: Eukaryota; Metazoa; Chordata; Mammalia; Chiroptera; Vespertilionidae
Gene: DLX6
Product: distal-less homeobox 6
Biological process (GO): cell differentiation; embryo development; regulation of transcription by RNA polymerase II
Molecular function (GO): DNA-binding transcription factor activity, RNA polymerase II-specific; RNA polymerase II cis-regulatory region sequence-specific DNA binding
Source: RefSeq, a predicted model, not a curated record